CCCGCCGAAAUUUCAAACCAGCCAAUCAGGGCGCAGGAUCGGCAAGGCGAACCGCGAUUGGCCGAGAAAGGAAGGGCGCGAAAGCAAACAGAAUGACUAUCACCAUAGACCACGCAGCUACCCACGUCGAAGAAAAGAUCUUCACGAACCCGAAAAUUGAAGGUGUGCCUUGCCAACUGGAAGUAGACACAGGAUCAGCAAUCACAAUUAUGUCCUGGGACACUUUUGUGAAAGCCUUGCCGCACAUCGCCAAGCGCAAGCUACAAAAACAACGGCUCCGGGUGCAAGAUUACCAAGGCAAUCGCAUCCCUGUUCGAGGGACAACGACCGUCUGGGUAGAGUACGGGCAGCACAAGAAGACCCUGCCCAUCACGUUAGUCGAGGGAACCUUGCCCAGCUUGCUGGGACUGGACUGGUUCCGGGCAUUGGGCAUGGGGGUGACUGGCAUCCACCGGAACGGAUGCGACCUGCAAAAUGCCCUAUUGGAGGAAUUCGCAGAGGUAUUCGAGGACCGCCUAGGCAAGUACAAGGGGACCCCUAUCUCCUUCAAUUUAGACCCCCAGGUAGCCCCCAUUCGGUUAAAGGCAAGGAGGGUUCCCUUUGCCCUCAAGCCAAAAAUUGAUAGGGAGAUAGAUAAAUUGGUCAAUCAGGGGAUACUGGUGCCAGUCGACCAUGCUAAGUGGGAAACGCCAAUCGUUACCCCCAUAAAGCCAGACGGGUCAAUCAGAAUUUGUGCAGACUACAAGGCUACCCUGAACAAAGCCUUACAAAAAAGCGCCUACCCAGUUCCCGUGGUGCAACACUUGUUGCACUCACUAGGGCACGGACAAGUUUUUGCCAAAUUAGAUUUGGCACAAGCCUACCAACAACUGCCCGUAGACACCAGCACAGCUGAAGCCCAAACCAUUGUAACGCACCGAGGUGCCUUUAAAUGCACUCGGUUACAGUUCGGGGUGAGUGUAGCCCCUGGGCUAUUCCAAAAUUUGAUGGAGCGACUCCUACAAGGGCUACCAGGAGUCGUGCCCUAUUUCGAUGACGUGUUAAUAUCGGGGGAAAACUUAAAAGAACUGGGAGAGCGGCUGAGGAAAGUUUUGGCCAUUUUUCGGUCAGCCGGCCUGAAAGUUAAAGCAAAAAAAUGCCAGAUUGGGGUCGAGUCUGUUGAGUUUUUGGGCUAUAGGAUAGACAAGAAGGGAAUUCACCCCACUGAGAGCAAAGUGAAAGCGAUAAAGAGAGCCCCAGCACCCAAAAACAAGACAGAGCUUCAGGCUUUCCUGGGUCUGGUAAACUUUUAUGCAGUAUUUCUAAGAAACAAGGCAACCGUUGCUGAACCGUUACACAAAUUGCUAGGAAAAAACACUGUUUGGUCUUGGGGAAAGCCAGAGAGCAGGGCAUUUGAGGCAGUCAAAGACUUGCUAUCAAGCGAAAGCCUGUUAAUCCAGUAUAAUAGCAGACUGCCUUUAGUAUUGGUCUGUGAUGCAUCUCCCUAUGGAGUAGGAGCUGUACUUAGCCACAGACUCCCAAACGGCACUGAAGCCCCUAUAGCGUUUUAUUCACGAACAAUGUCCCCGGCUGAGAGGAAUUACAGCCAGCUAGAUAGGGAGGCUCUCGCAAUAGUGUCAGGGGUGAAAAAAUUUCACGAAUACGUUUUUGGGCGAGAUUUCGAAAUUGUCACUGAUCACAGACCGCUAUUGGGGUUACUGGCUGGCGACCGCCCAACGCCAGUAGCACUCUCACCUAGACUGACCAGAUGGACUAUUUUUUUGGCCGCAUACUCCUACAAGCUGCAGCAUCGGCCUGGAAAGGAGCUGGGGCAUGCGGACGCAUUGAGCAGAUGCCCAUUGCCAGGGGAAAUCGAGGACCCCACCCCGGGCACACCCGUUCUACUGAUUGACUCUUUGGACUCGGGGCCAGUCACAUCGCAGGAAGUGGCUCGGGCCUCCUACCGGGACGUUGUUUUAAGGACUGUAAUAGGUUGGGUUCAAAGGGGAUGGCCCGCUGCACCGGGCGAACGUUUUAAGGAGUUUGUGAGGAAAAAAGGGGAAUUGUCCGUACAAGGGGGGUGCCUGCUCUGGGGGGAUAGGGUGGUAGUCCCAGAGAAACUGAGGAAAAAAGUUCUGGAACUCCUGCAUGAGGGUCACCCAGGAGUUGUGAGGAUGAAGGGUUUGGCUAGGAGCUAUGUCUGGUGGCCCCUAAUGGACAGGGAAAUCAGUGACAGGGUUGGCCGAUGCCAAGUGUGUCAGGAAUCCAGACCACUACCACCUACGGCCCCAGUUUUGGAGUGGGAGAAACCCCAAGGCCCUUGGUCCCGCAUACACAUUGAUUUUGCCGGCCCCUUCCACGGCCAAACAUUUCUAAUUGUGGUGGAUGCAUUCUCCAAAUGGCUGGAGAUCAUCCUAAUGAAAUCCACAACCACGGGAGCUGUCAUUUCAGCACUAAAACACCUUUUCGCCACGCACGGGCUACCGGACACCCUCGUGUCCGAUAACGGCCCACAGUUCACCGCAGCAUUAUUUGAAGGGUACCUGGCUGAAGAGGGCAUCCGACAUGCCCUCUCAGCGCCGUUCCACCCUGCGUCGAACGGCCUUGCUGAACGAUUUGUUCGGAGUGCGAAAGAAGCGCUAUCACGAAGCGGCCCCGGCGAUUGGCAGGCACAAAUCGACGCAUUCCUAACCGUCCAACACAGGACCCCCUGUGUGGCCACCGGCCGCAGCCCAGCCGAGCUAUUAAUGGGGCGGAAGCUACGGUGCCCGCUAGACCGGCUACACCCGAACUACGUACAGGACGGGUUCAAAACAAAACCAGAUAGAAUCCGAGAGUUAAACAUAGGAGACUCGGUGUGGGCACAUAAUUACAGCGACGGCCCUAACUGGAAGAGGGGGAUAGUCAUAGACAAAACGGGCCCCAAAUCUUAUCUAGUGGAACUAGACGAUGGCAGAGUCUGGAGGCGCCACAUAGAUCAAUUAAGAAACAGAUUGAGCGAUAAGGCAGAAUUAGGCGAGACCAGCCCUGACUAUGAUUUAAUUAACCCCACAGCUGACUGGAGCCGAGAACAAACAGAAAGCGUAAGCAAAGAACCAAACAGAGACUUAUCUGAGUCAGGCGAGGUCCAGCGACACCCUCCGGUCCCUCUAGAGGACAGCAGGUCCGAGCCGGCGAAUAAUCCAGGGCCGGAUGGCCGGGAGGAGGAGCUCAGAGGAACGAAAAGUCCCUCCGGCAGGCUCGACUCAACUCCAGAAAGUGAACUGCGCAGGUCCGGGAGAGUCAGGAGACGCCCCACGUACCUGCAGGACUACGUAGAGAAGUAAUAUGCAAAUAUUGGCAAAGUGCCUUCUGGGAGGGAAGGAGUGUAAUGUAUUACUGUAAGUUUUGGCGGGAGUUUUAGGCGGGAAAUAUCUCGUCUCUGAUUGGAUGCAGCCUCAGGCUGAAGUGUAUAUAAGGAGAGGUUUUUCUCCAGAGUUUUGCUGGGUCACCCGUUA
Ahaetulla prasina is the source of this 3476-nucleotide messenger RNA. RefSeq lists its product as uncharacterized. The record is from RefSeq and is a predicted model, not a curated record. Gene Ontology annotation, biological process: DNA integration. NCBI's taxonomy places the organism in Eukaryota, Metazoa, Chordata, Lepidosauria, Squamata, Colubridae. Gene Ontology annotation, molecular function: nucleic acid binding. The transcript has a single exon. The coding region runs from base 93 to 3305 and encodes 1070 amino acids.